AUGGCACCUCAAACAUAUGACUCAAUUUUUGAUCCUGGUGCUCUGUCUGACACUAGCACAAGUGAUCAUAACAUGAGCUGGAAAGCAAACAUGAACACUCAAGCUCAAGAUGCGGAAUGUAUGACUCUCACUUGGCAAAUGGAACGUGGAGGACAACCAGCAGCAAGUACAAUAAAUUCUGGUGAAACUGGCAUGGCAAAGCGCAAGACCCCAGGUCAUCUGAGGAAGAAGAAACCCACAGAGGAGACAGAUGUACCUGCCCCACCCGCUCCUGCACAAGUGACAUAUUACCUCUCGAUUUUCUCAGAGGCGGAGUUUCACAAAGCAGAAAAACAAAGGAAAUCACUCAAUUCAUUCUUGCAGCAAACGGCUGACUUGCUGUUUGAUACUUUGAAGGCACAGUUACUUGCUCAGAUCUCAGCAAAACUCAACCCCAGCAAGAUCUUAUAUGACGACUACAACAUCAACUGGACUGUACCAUGGAUCCAGCCAUCUCCUUUGGCUCUUGCUUUGGACAGUGAUUACAAAAUUUUGCUUCAGCACACCACAAAACACAAAGAGCUGCAGGAAAAUAUCACCAUCAAGGUUCACAUGAACAAGUCAGCAAAAGAAAAAGCCAAGGUACUAGAGACAAACUUGAAUAUCAAGAUCAACACAAAGAUUCAACAACUUUGUGAUCAGUGGAUGUGUUUGAAGCCUGGAUGUAUGAACUGUUGCAAGAUGAUAACUUGCUUACUUCACACUCAGAACAAAGAUGAAGCACAAGCAAACCUUGAGACUCCCCUGAACCACACCAAGUUCAAUGCAUUUCCAGGGCAGAAGGGCACUGUCUCUCUUCUUCAGUGUCACCUUGCUGAAUGCACACAGCCUACAAAUCAGCCUUAUGGUCCGGUCAUCAAUUUCAACAUCCCGCCAGAGCUUCUCACCGUGUUUUGCCCUCCUGCAGUUCCGAACAAUGACAUACCUCAACCUGCACCUGCUGGAUCAUGCACUGAAGGUGAUCGAUCACAAGACUCUCUGAUUCCCUAUGACGUGCUGCAUGGACUAACACUUUCCCUCAACAAGUUCUGUAGCAAUUAUACUCUCAGCGACAAUAUCCGCACGAAGCUACACCAGAACAGGUAUACAGGCACAGAGACUAUCUGUUACAUUCUCAUCUCUCAGCUGAAGGAAAUGGAGUUCAAGCUGGGAGAGAUUGCUGCGAUGUGUGCAGCCAUGAAGUGUUGGUGCAAGUGA
Molecule: messenger RNA, 1236 nt
Organism: Suillus paluster
Lineage: Eukaryota; Fungi; Basidiomycota; Agaricomycetes; Boletales; Suillaceae
Exons: 4
Coding region: 1-1236 (411 amino acids)
Source: RefSeq, a predicted model, not a curated record